Glossina fuscipes is the source of this 6072-nucleotide messenger RNA. RefSeq lists its product as uncharacterized. The record is from RefSeq and is a predicted model, not a curated record. Bases 1 to 6072 code for a protein of 2023 amino acids. The transcript has 19 exons. NCBI's taxonomy places the organism in Eukaryota, Metazoa, Arthropoda, Insecta, Diptera, Glossinidae.
AUGGAUUCUGCUGCUAUAGCUGUUGAUAAACUAUGCCUUUUUUAUCGUACCCGAUGUCCAGUAGACUCGGCAACUGUGGACUAUGGAGUUUACAGUUUUACAGUUGUCGAUUAUGUCAAUGAUAAGGCUUCACUAGUUGAUACUUUGGAAAUUACACCGAGAGUGCUGGUGUUGCGUCACAAACCCAAGGUCCAUACUCGCUACGAAAAGAUUAUACGCAUUAAAAAUAAUGGCCUUCAUGCUCGCCUCUUACACUACGCGACCGACUCGAGCGAUAUAACAUUACAAACUUUGCCCGAGAAACUCUUUGACAAUUUCCUCGAUUAUGAUACAGCGGUACAACUGAUAAUAACUAUACAGCCGAAGAGGCCAAAAUAUUGCCGUUACUAUGUCUACAUACACGCUGUCCACCCGAAUGUAACAUUUGAAAUACCCAUAAUUGUAUUGAAAAGGGAAGCGGAUAUAUCUACACCGGAAAAGAUUAUUUUUCCAGCCACUUGCCCUGUCAAUGAGACGUUUUAUGAAUUGAUUUUAUAUAACAAAACCCUCGAAAAGUUAAAAUACCUCGUUCAAAGCUUUGGAGCAAAGAUAAAAGUGAUGUCGACCUCCGCCAGCAAAAUUCCUAAAAAUGGUUAUUUAAAGAUCCUGCUAAAACUGAAAGUACGUUGCUAUGAAAGGGAGGAAGGUUCCUUUAAAAUAAAGAUUGAAAACGAACCAACUGCCAAAAUAGACUACGGACAUGAGCCUACAAGAUUUUCGAUUUAUUUUGAUCGUUUGAAUUUGUCAUACAGCGCCUUAAAAUUUACCCGAGAAGAGAGGAAGACUAUACAUGUUUGCAAUGAAUCGAACAUUCUUAUCGAUUUCAAUGUUCGUUUUUUAAGCGCACAGGAAGAAGAUGAACACGUUGUUUCCGUAACGAAAAUGUAUAACGAAGUUGAGGGAGACAUUGUACCAGAAAAUUCAGAUCCACACGCCUAUAGACAUUUUACCAUUCUAGCGACCAAUACAAAUAUACCGAGUAAUUCGGGCGUGAAAUUCACGAUCACUUUUCGACCCAUAGUUCACGAAGACUUCGAAGUUCCCGACGAACUUAUGCCGCCAUAUAAGGUGUCGGCAAAUAUUGUCAUAGAGCUAUCAGAUGAAUAUUUUAAAAAAUCCGAAAUUUUAAAUCUGCAUGGAUUGAUUAUAGGUCCGACAAUAGACAUAAUACCAAAGACAAUUCAUUUGCCAACUGUGUAUUUCGGGGAAGAGCAUUGUGCGCAAAUUAAAGUCAUUAACACUGACGGCUAUAAUGAUCUCGAGGUAUCAUAUUAUGGCUGCCGAACUUCCGAUAUUGCUAAUGUUACUAUAACACCGGCUGAAGGCUUUCAUUUGACACCCUGUCAACGUGGUCUAUUUCAUAUACAAUUUUUCGCUACAUCAAUUGGAAAAUUUGUAGUGAAAUUUGAAUUCAAAGUUAAAUACGGCGGAUUGUUUGCGGCCUUUAUAAAAGGAACCUCGCGCAAAGUUUAUUGCAGAGCUUUUCCAGAAAUGCUAAGCUUAGGUCUGCUACCAGUCGCGGUACCACAGCGGCGUUUAAUUAUGAUUUUAAAUCCUAUCUCAGUGCCAAUAACGGUGCAAUUUUCCAUCAAAGAUGAUGGCACCGAAGUCCCCUUAGUGCUAAAUAUACAAGACGUCAAUGAACAUUUACCGAUCGAUGUAUUAGAUCCUAUUGAACAUAUGCGUGUUUGUGUCGAAGAAGAAAGAAAACCUAUGCCCGAAAUCAGUGAUAUCGUGGUACGAGAUGAUGCAGGUACACCGACUUCAGGUCUCACCGUUCGCUCCGUACAGGAGGACAGUUCUUCAAUUAGUGUUGCAUUUGAAGAUACUCUUUUAGAAGAAAUACCACAAGCAGCUCCGGAUUUCGUUAAGAAAAUGCGCGGCGGCAAAAUUUUCCAAAAAGCGGACGCAGAGAAAUUCAUUUUAGAUGAGGUUUUAAAUGUCUUGUUAGCCAUGCCUUAUUUUCAAGGUAUGGAUAAAAAUAAAAACUAUGUACACAUGGAUUGGAAUGCUGUAGCCAAUGAUCCGCGUGAAAUUUAUGUUUCUGAAGAGAUACUCUAUCUUAGUCCAAACACCGGCAAAGCGAUGAGUGUAGUCAUUAUACCGAAUAUCGUCGGAUUUCGUCAACGUUUUAUUUCGGUGCGAGUAUGUCCUGAGCCUUUGCCCGUUUUAGACGACGAUCCUGAGGAUUCGCAUCGAUAUGUUGACUCCAGUUAUAUGGAGGCACGCAUUCCAAUUGAAUAUACAUGUGCUGUGCCCGAAAUAACUUGGGAUAAUAUUAUCAAUAUGGAGGAGCGUUUAUAUGUGGGUGAAUUUUAUGAUUUUGCCAUGACGUUUGAGAACAACGACGACAUUGGAGGAUUCUUUUACUAUGACGUUGUGCCCGACAGCAGGCAUGGCACAAUGACAUUUUUAAACAGCAAAUGGAAAUAUUUUAUUGAACCACAAAGUAUGAUUACAGUUCCUUGUAUGGUCAGGUUCGGUACUGUCGGUGCAGUCUCUCUCUCAGGCAUUAUUAAAUUUGUGGGCGUGCAAGUCGGUUAUCCAUUCCAUGUGAAUGCUAUGGUAUUACCGAGUAACAUUAAGACAGAGCCUACGCAAAUAACGAAAAACAUGACCGUUUUAAAAGAAGAACUUGUCUACAUUUUCGUACACAAUGAUACGCCAACCUGCACUUGGUUAGGAGCUGAAAUGAAAGUCGAUGAAUGCAUCCAGGUGGAGCCGUCGGGCGCUCAACUUUCACCUAAAGGCCAGAGUACCUAUUUAACUUUAAGAAUAUAUUUUCGUGAUCCAGGCAUAUACCACAAUUGUCUGCUUAUUCGAUUGGAAUUUAAGAAAAUUGUGAGAAUACCAAUCACGCUAAACGUUAACGGUAUGCCGAUUCGUUUUGAACCGGAUAUUUGCGGCGGCGAAUUGAAUUUCGGCAUUAUCAUUUGCAGUACCGAAGACGAGUAUAUAGAUUCGCAACCGAACUUCAGUAAAACGAUUAAAAUCAUCAAUUAUGGUGAACGUCAAUAUCGUCUGAUCAUUAAAAUGCUUAAGGCAUCAGAAACGAAGGGCUGUGCUGUAAAGAAAUCGCUUCGUGCUAAUAUCAAUAUAGAUCCCUUGGUUAUGACAAUCGAAGCACUUAGCGUUAAAGAGUUGACUAUAUGGACGCGAGCUUGCGACGAAACAAGUAUUUUUCAUGAAUUUCGUCUUACGAUAGUCGAUCUAACGGAUCCAAAAAGAGUAGAAACCAAACGUGUAACUGUACGUGCCAGCUUCAUACAUCCGCAGGUCUUAUGGAGUAGACGGGACAUCACCUUUAAAUACUAUAAAACUCACAAACAUAAGGACUUUCAGCAAUGGGAAAUAAUUUAUCUUACAAAUGCGGCUGAAAACUUUCUAUUAUCGGUUUUUCUGAAAAUGUUGGGACCUUUUAAGAUUAGGCAUCGUUUUGAGGGGACGGAUAAAAGUGAAUUGAUGUUCAGUAUGAGCGGAAAAGAGACUAAAGAAUUUUUCGUCAUACUGGAUAAAGAAAUGUUAAAGGACCAUAAAGGCGCUCUAUAUGAAGGUCGCAUACAAAGUGUAGUUAAUGGGAGACCGCAGAAAUCUGUGUACCUUCGAGUUAAAAUUUUUUCACCAGAAUUAAAUCUUGCAUAUGAUGACAUCACUUUAUUUAGCCAAAAUCGCGAGGCUAUUACAUAUAUCCCUAUCCUUAACGUUAAACCGCUGAAAGCUAUAUACAAAUGGAAGAAAUUACACGAAGAAUGGCAUUAUAUACGCGAGGAAGACGAUGUUGAACAAACGGCGGAACUGGUCUUAUCCGAUAUCUUGCUUAUGUUAAACAUACUGCCGCAAAAUCUUGAAAAUGACUCUGAAAAAAAUUUGACACUUCGCUAUCAAAAAUAUCGUUGUCUUUUGAAAAAAAUCGAAUAUGAUCCGAUGAAUAUAAAAGGCAUCGUUUAUGAGCUGAUUGAGAAUUUAGACUUAUCGCAUAAACGUUAUAAAUUGGAUUGGGUUGAACCAGAACCGCCAUUAGUCGAAGAGCGUAAAGACGAUGAGAUGCCUGAACACUACAUACUGCCAGAAGACUUGCAAAAACCGACAAUUGAUUCUGAAUACGAGAAUUUGCAAAAUUUGCACGCGUACAAGGGCAAAUUAAGCUUGGAACCUUCUAUGCAAUUGACAACUCUAAUUGAAAAUACUAUCGAUACGGCUUUAGAAACAGAUCCCAGUUCUAUAGAAGCGAACUUAAAAUUUGUUGAAAAAAACUUGGACGGACAAGUGUUAUUUUUUAAUAAACGUUUCGAUAUAGAGCCAUCAAUGGGCGCUUCUGCGGGUACCUCGAAGCAGACUUGCGUCUAUCAGACUGUAGAUCAUAUUUUGGAUCAUUUGAAAUUGGAAGAUAGUUAUAGCAUUUCGCAACCAAGCACUGAAACUUGCGAAUUAGCACGCUCCAUAUACUUCCUUGAGAAAUUCGGUAUGUUGGCAGAGAAUCAGAAAGAGAUGUGCGCCUUGCAUUUGCCUCCGGUAAGAAAAGGCUUUGAGGUACGAGCAAAUUUCCAAUUGGACGUAGUUGGCGGCCAGAGUAAAUCCUUUCAAAUAACUUUAGUUAAUUUGGAAAAAACUCUGCAUUUAAGUAAGGACAGUAUUCAUUUGGGAUUAAAGCCGUGGUACGAAACCUAUAAAGCAACCUUUACUGCCGAGAAUGUGACAAAUUAUGAAAUUGUGCUAAGGAUUGAAGCUUCCCAGAGACCAGAUGAGGGUUUGCCCAAAAUUGCAGCAGGUUAUGCCCAAAUAAUUACCAAGUGCGAUAUUCGCAUACCAGCUUUCGAGAGUGCUCCUAUCAAAGUUGAAGGCGUUUUAGGCUUUAGCGAAGAGUUUGCCAGAGACUUCAAAAUUGUUAUCAAUAAUGGUGAAGAAAUUUUACUACGUGUAAAAGGACAUGGAGUCUUGCCGAUGUUGGCAAUUAUCAAGCGCGAUAUAGAAUUCGUAGAACAACAUCAACUGGAGAUAAUCGAAGAGUACGAGUUACUAAGAAAAAUAUAUUCUUUUGAAAUUUUCAAAGCAAUUACUAUCCAAGAUGAGGAUUUAGAUGGAAAUGCGGAAGAGGAAGGUGGUAUUGUUCUUACUUCAUCGUCGCAAGCAGUGGAAUGGGAACGUGAAUGGGUGACUGAAGAAGAGAAAGCCAUGUACUUUAUAUUACAAGAGUAUGUGUUGAUAAAUAACAAUGAAGAGUUACCCAAUAAUACCAUAUUGGAUCAGCUACUGGAGACGGAAAAGUUUUUAAAUAGAUUGCGCUACAGUAAGGAAACCUGUGUGAUGCUGAAAAAUGUCUAUCAAAAUUAUUUAAUUUCCCGGAACACUUAUAAAGAGAAACUGCCGCCAAACUUGAAAAGUUUCACCACACAACCUCUACCAUUCGAAUUGAGAGAGAGAAUUUUAGAUUUGGGUGAUUUGCAUCUCAAUCAAUACCGUAAAGUUAAACUCGGGUUGGAAUUUUAUGGUCCGGGCAAGCUAAUUGCCUCGGCUAGAACUGCUUUGAAAAUACCUGGGCUAGUGGUUGAUUUUGAACUUGAAGAAAACACCGGCGAUAAAGACUUCAUGUAUUAUCGUUGUGAAAAUAAGCCUAUCUGUCUAGACAAACCGUAUCGGAAUAGAGGUGAACGUCUACUAGAUGCUAAAGCAAAUCCCAGAGUAAAACAUGCUCAUUCCUUUGAUGUGUCUCGGAAGUAUCGACACCAAAGGAAUGUGAAGACACUGGAAAUACAAUGCAUUAAGAAUUACUAUAACAGUUUAAAUAAAUCCCUUUAUAUGGAGCAAAAACACCAUUUCACCCACUGUAAGAUAUUCACGACAUGCAAAUAUAAUUUUUCAGGAACCAAAAUCAAUGUAGUGGUGCUAUUCAAACCGGAGGCGAUUUACUUUCAGCCCGAACAAAUUUUUGAAGAUUUUUUAUAUAUCGAUGUCCAUAUGGGUCCCACUUUACCAAUAUUAAUGCGCGGACUUUUGAAAAAUUAUCAUAAAUCUGACGAAGAAUUUAGUGACUAG